Molecule: messenger RNA, 1318 nt
Organism: Tyto alba (common barn owl)
Lineage: Eukaryota; Metazoa; Chordata; Aves; Strigiformes; Tytonidae
Gene: TMEM252
Product: transmembrane protein 252
Exons: 2
Coding region: 401-1057 (218 amino acids)
Source: RefSeq, a predicted model, not a curated record
GUUAUGAACAGUUGUUGUGUUGUUUGUUGUUGUUUUUUGGUUUGUUUGGGUUUUUUUUUUUAAGAUAAACAAAUACAGGAGUCAUUAAUAAACUAACAAUGUGUGUAAACCAUUGGAAAUUGUAGCAUACAACAAAUGCAUCAGUUCAGUAUGCACUCCAGAGAUUACAGUGGCAAAGGAAUGGUGCAGGAAGUUUCUGUUUCCUUCCAUAAAAUAGGUUUAAGAUUACAAAUUAAUCUCAGAAGAUAUUAUGAGUAUCUCAAAGUGUUAAUGAGUAACUUAAAACUGCCGGCUUCUCUUAAUUGUCCAAAGGCCAGUUGAUCCUGAAGUAUAUAAAAUACCACUGCAUGUAGAUGAGAAGCACAGCUGAGACAGCCAACAAAGAGCAGACGGGAACCAAAUGCUGUGUCUGCUGGGAAAGAUGCCAAAAGGUGUUUUUACCUUUAUUCGCCUUUUUGUGCUCUUACUCGGUUUCUCCACUAUUUGUCUGGGAGUCCUUUGCGUUUCCACAAGUUUGCCCACAUGCAGAUGUGGAAAUAACGAGCUGGUAUUUUAUUGCCUGCUAGCUUUGGGGUUCUUUCUACUUGUGACUGGCAUUUUCUGGAGCACUUUCCAUGAAAUCUUGAAAUACAGAGGCCUCAGCAGCAUCUUCAUUCAAAAUUCCAGCUGUAGAGAGCUACAUGUCAGCACCGUAGACAGGCCUGACUUCUAUCCCCCCUCCUAUGAAGACAGCACAGAUCCUGAAAAACACACCUCCCCACUGCUAGUUGCGUCCACACUAAAACAGCAAGAAGUUAUCAAUGUCCCUCCACCGCCAUAUACUGAAAGCAGCGCAGAGUUCAUCAGUGAAACCAAUGAGCAGGAACAGCCACCACCAUAUGAAUUAUCUGUGGGGCAACUACAGCAGCAGCAAACAGCUGUCCAAGACUCAAACCCUGCAGCGGAUUUGAAUUCUCAUCCAUCCACACAAGAAAACAGUUACCAACAGGCUACAGACUGUCAGGGGACCUCAGAAGAAGCAAACCCUGUUGUAACAUCUGAGACAGGCAGUGGGUAAAAUCCUGCACCUGUUAAGUGGGGAAAAUUGGAAGAAGACAUGUGUCAGUGAUCCCUACUAGUACACCACUUAGGGUGAAACUACCCAGGAGAAGCACUGACCAUUGUGUGGUUGAGUGGAGUUGGAGGGGAUAUAUAUAAAGAUGCUCAGUAUUUCAAAGCAGAAUGAAUCUCCAUAGAGAUAGAAACGAUCAGCCUGUAUCUUAUAAAAGUCAACAUCACUGGCAAUAGGAGUUUCUUAUGCUGCAAGAUAAAUGAAGCA